Phaedon cochleariae (mustard beetle) is the source of this 1182-nucleotide messenger RNA. NCBI's taxonomy places the organism in Eukaryota, Metazoa, Arthropoda, Insecta, Coleoptera, Chrysomelidae. The record is from the annotation of a GenBank genome assembly.
AUGAAGAAAUAUCAUCAGCUAUUUUUACUAAUUGUGUCAGUCCUAAGCAUUUCCUUAUUUUUGAUAUACCGACGUGAAUACAAUCGCUUACAUUAUGUCCUGGAAGUAUUUAACUUCUUUGGACAGCCAUGCAACCUCACAGAUCUUAAAGAUGAUGCUUUGAUCCAGAACGACUGGGGACCACAGCCGAUUUGGCAAGAGACUGAUGAUGGCUACGUUUAUUCUGCAUUCUUGAUCAAAGCAACAGAAGUCAAAGCAAUUGCUCUCCAAAACAAAGCAGGAAAGACACCCAGAACCUGCUACCUUUGGUAUGAAGGUAACAUGACUACUGUAGUUGGUAAAUUUAAGUCAUCAAGAUUAUCUUGGAACCACACAGCAAAUACUCUAGUGCCUUAUUUUUAUUAUUGUGCAUUCACAAAUUUGGAAACAGUUCCUUAUGCAGUUUCAUUUUCUUCCAAAGCAAAACAGGAGGAAGACAUGCCAAAAACAUUGCUCACUAAUAAUUUCUUCAACAAGUUGAAUGAUGAUGUUAUAGCUUGUAUAUCUCCUUCCUUUUUUGAUAAGAAUAUGUUCAUGGAGUUCAUUAGCUUUCAUAAAAUGAUAGGCAUUAAUACAUUCCUGUUUUAUGAUAGAUCUAUUCCAUAUAGGUUGUCAAAGUUGUUAAAGGCUCUUUCACAUAGACUUGAAAUCAACACUACCUUUUUACCAUGGAACUAUCCAAAGAGUGAUAGCUCUCUUACAAGAAUGCUUGUUGAAAAUGAUUGUUUGUUACGUACAUAUGGACACACCAAAUAUGUGGUUACUUUAGAAUUGAAUGAAUAUAUCAUUCCCUCAGAAACUUCUAGUCUCAUUGAUACAAUUAAAAUUUCUGAAAACCACUUCAAAUUACCCUUGAAAUCAUUUUGCAUCAACAGUUUGACAGUUAAUAAGCCUAUUGCUCUGCAAAAUUAUGAGUUCAUCAAUGAUAUUAGUUAUAAUAAAGUUAUAAACAUAUUUAAGAGUGCUUCCUGGAAUACAAAUGAUGAUUCUAGUAGUAGUAUUUCUGAGAGAAUGUCAAUUCAUAAGUAUAUUACCUGUAGUGAUAACUAUUUAACAACUGUUACUGAUUAUAGUAUGAAUAGAUUUUCCACAGACUUCAUCAGAACAACUUUAGUACAAUUGCUAUUGAAUGGACAAAUUUAA